Geodia barretti is the source of this 1644-nucleotide messenger RNA. The record is from the annotation of a GenBank genome assembly. Lineage: Eukaryota; Metazoa; Porifera; Demospongiae; Tetractinellida; Geodiidae.
GCGCCUUAUGCGCACUGUGCGCAUCCGGCGCCCCGCGAAGUGCACGCAAAGGGCACACGGGAUGUAGCGGUCAUACAGAUGUUGUUCUCUUCGCUCGACUUACAUUCACCACUUUUAGGCACGACGUGUAAGUAUACAUUACUGGCAUACCAACAUCAGUGUACUGAAUCACAUGAACUUCCAGUGGCUACUGUGAUCUGGUGGUGGUUGGAGGCAACAAUGCUCUCUGUGUGGGUAUGAAUGUCACACUCCAGUGUACACUGAUGGGAGGUGUCCUCUACCUGGGAGACUCCUGAAGGAGCACUCAACUUCAUCCGAGGAAGACAAAAUACAUCUUAUCAGAGGCUCCUACUAUGGCCAGCUCAUGGAAUCAAAUGAUACUCAUCUUAUUUCAACAUUGACAUUCACCUUUACAACUGAGAUUACCAUCAACUGCUCUGAUACAAGUUCAAUUGCUGGAACUACUGUCAUUGUUGAAGGACCACCAAGUGCCCGGAUCGACCACUGACGGCCCUGGACAGGAUCAGGAGACUCAACAAGACAUUCUCCUCAGUGUCUGUGGUGUGGAACAUUCCUGACACCAACAAUGCCCACAUCAGUAGCUACGUGGUGACAGUUGAUCCUCCCAUUCCCCUGCCAGCCAGUGGAGUCAUUGCUGCAGGCAAUCCUCUCUUCCAGUCACGACAACUGACCCUCACACUCCUCCAUGGCCAGCAGUACUACAUCACAGUCACUGCCAGGAGCUGUGGUGAUUCUGUGGAAGGUCCUGCUAGCUCUGCACUCAGAGUUAAUGUACCAGGACCUCCAAAAGUGGUAAGAUGCACAGCCGUCCCUGUCUAUGACUAUUACUCUAAGAACCUGAAAAGAAUCGAAAUAGAUGGAACCAUCGAGGAGGCGGAAGAAAAUGUUACAGUUAACAUUUCAGCAGCUGUUGUGAGCUAUACAAUCAGCACUGUUCCCCUUGGGGUUGAGCCUUCUGAUAUCAAUGCAACAGUAGAGGCCAGUGAUCACAUUAGCUGUACUAGCACAACGUGCAAGUAUUGUGUUAAGAACCUUACUGUGAUGUUGGCACCUUCCUACUCCAUAUACAUCACUGCAAAUGAUUUUCUGUCUGAUGGAUACUACGGUGACAAAAUGGCAUGUACAGACACACCGAUCGGUUUUAAACACAACCUAACACAAAUUGAUGCACAAAGAAUCUUCACAUCUGCUGUGAAUACUUUGUCUCAGCCUCUCGUAAAUCUAGAUAUCUACACAGACAGUGUUGGGAAAUCAGCUAAUGUUACUGUUUUUCUGACCACCACUACUGCACCUGAGGUAGUGCUGACAGUGGCUACUCUCACUGGAGGUGGAAAACAAGAUGUUGUGGUAGAAGGAAGUUUAGAAACAGCCUCACUUUCUACAAGUAUCUACCGCAACGCCCGAGUGUCCUCUACUCCUCAUAGCAGCAGUUCUGCUAUCAUCAGUGUGACCCUGCACUGUGCAUCAUCAACUGCCUCAUUGGAGCAUUGCUCCUCGUGUCCUAUCUCUCGCAUCCUGCUACAGAAGAAACGACACCAACAGACCACACCACAGCACCUCUAUGAUGAGGUCACUCUGCGUUCCACGGUACAUGAAAUCCUGGUUCAGAUCCCAGUGGCAUAG